Molecule: messenger RNA, 2244 nt
Organism: Brassica oleracea var. oleracea
Lineage: Eukaryota; Viridiplantae; Streptophyta; Magnoliopsida; Brassicales; Brassicaceae
Exons: 4
Coding region: 1-2244 (747 amino acids)
Source: RefSeq, a predicted model, not a curated record
AUGGGUGAUCAUGCCAAUCAGGAUGAUCUUAUUGCUGCAAUGGAACAAGCUGCUCAGCAGCAACAGGAACAGCAGGCACAGAAUGUUCCGAUCAGGAAGAGAAACCUUCCUCGUAACAUCCCUACUACGCGCUCUGCCAUUGUUCCUCCACCCUGCACCAGGGAGGACUUCGAGAUCAAGCCUGCUUUGAUCGGUCUAGUACAGAGAAAGGUGUUCUCUGGUAUCUCUACAGAAAUUCCAAUGGAGCAUAUUGAGAGCUUUGAAAGAGUCUGCAGUUUCACUCGCGCGAAUGGCGUACCGCCAGACUACAUCAAGUGCAUGCUAUUCCCAUUCUCUCUUGAUGGAAAAGCUGCACGGUGGUUGAACUCCCUCCCUACCGACUCUCUUACUUCAUGGGAACAGGUCCGAUCAGCGUUUCUCAACCAUUUCUACUCUAAGGCGAGAACAGCUGCAUUGAGGAACAAGAUCACCUUUUUCAAACAGCUCACCGAUGAGCCUUUCUGCGACGCAUGGGAGCGCUUCAAUGACUAUCGCAGAGAAUGUCCUCACCAUGGAUUUGAUGAUGACUACCUCUUGGGAAUUUUCUAUGAUGGAGUUGACUGGAAAUUUCAGAGUACCGUGAACUCUGCCAGCAAUGGAGACUUCAUGACUCAGAACACUGAUGGAGCGUUUGAGCUGAUUGAGAACAUGGCUGCCACCUCAGCCAAUAAGAACGAGGAGAGUGAUUGCUCCAAGAAAGGGAACAGUUCUGACACCCAGAAGAUAGAUGAGCUGACUGCCAAGGUUGAUCAACUACUGAAAAACAACCAAGGGCACGUCUUCAGCAUGGACCAAGCUACGACCGGGCAGAUUCAGAACCAGAACCAGCGACAACCGCAGAGUAAUCGGCAAGCUGUUCCAGCUACCGGGAACAGUCAACCAGAUGAGCUGAAGGGUCUGGGUAUGAUGAUGCAACAACUAUUGCAAGGUAUGCAAAUUCAGGGCAAGGCAUUGAAUCAGGUUUCUACAGACAUCAACGCAAGGAUGGACAACAUGUUCACCGAGCUGAAUACAAAGUAUGACGCUGUGAGCAACCACAUUAAGAGGAUUGAUGUUCAGCUUGCUCAAACAGCUGAGAGUGUCAAGAGGCAGCAAUGUACCCUUCCUGGAAAGAGUGUGAUGAAUCCUAGAGUUGAGCACUGUAAUGCAGCAGAGCUAAGAUGUGAGAAAGCUGAGGGAAAAGAAACAGAGCAACUGUCUGCUAAGACUGCUCCAGGCGCAGAAGAGAGAACAGAGCAUCAUGCUAGCUCUGAAGUGACUGCUUCCGACGAACCUAUUGAGAUUCCACCAGUGCGAGUCUAUGUUUCUAAGGUUCUAUAUCCAAUUCCACCUAAACAUCUGAUGGAUCCUAUUAGUGCCGAGCAGCUGGCUGGGUUUAAGAAGAUGGGGGAAAUCAAGGCACUAUUUACUGAAGCAUUGACACCAUCGCUGAAGGUACUGCCUAAGGUUAUUGACCCUGGAAAGUUUGUUUUUCCUUGUUCCCUUGCUGGAGUAGAAUUCAAGGAAGCUCCUUGUGAUUCUGGGUCUAGUGUGAACCUUUUCUCAAAAGCGAUUGUAGACGAGCUGGGCAUUGUUGAUGUUGAGCCUUCUCUUGUGACCCUGGCUUUUGCAAACUCUUCCAUGACAGUCCCUUAUAGUACAAUUUGCAACCUUCAUGUCCAAGUUGGGAACUGUAUUCUCCAUACUGAAUUUCAGGUUGUUGAGAUGAGCAAGGAUCAUGAGAUGGCUUUAAUCUUUGGAAGGUCAUUUAUGGCUACAGUAGGAGUAGUCGUCGACAUGCCUAAUAAGAGAGUCUCCUUCUCCAACAUCAACAAGAAGGUUUUCUACAAGGAUUUCCCAACCAGAUCACAAAUCUGCUACGCCUCUUGCAUCUCAGUGGUUAGUGGAGAACAACUGGAAAUUGUUCCUAAAAAGGAACUUGGUAAAAAGGGUGAGAUCCAAGAAGUCCUGGAUGGAGAUCCUCACACUGAUACCAAGAAACUCAGUGGGAAUGCAAGGGUGAAAGAAAAAGUCCAGAAGAAAAGGGUCAAGGGUGACCCUAUGAUAACUUUGAUACCUCGCUUGUGUGAUGAGAAAUCCAUUGAGUAUGAGGUAAAGUGCAAGGAUACCUCUAAACCUUUCUCUAAAGCCAGAGUAAUUCUCACACAUGAGCUGAAAGAGAAAGGAGAAGCUGAUGUGAAGGGGUUGCUAAGCAGACCCUCAUGA